AAUGCAACGUCCGUACCUAAACGGACGGCAUCGAAUUCCGAAACUAUAAAUACGAUGAUUUAAUGCGAACAUGACAUAAAAAUUUAUUGUAAUAACCAUUCUGUACCGUUCCCUUUCCCAUGGGGAGCCAACAGAAAAAGGUCACUUCGUUCUUCUCCUCCGCUCUUAGAGUCAAAAGCCUAAACUCGUCCUCCAACAGCACAACUUCUGGCGAUGGCCUUAUCCGCCGGCUCGGCGUUUUCGAUCUUAUCCUUCUCGGCGUCGGCGCCUCCAUCGGUGCCGGCAUCUUCGUUGUUACCGGAACCGUCGCUCACGAUGCCGGCCCCGGAGUGACAAUUAGUUUCGUACUCGCGGGAGCGUCGUGUGUGUUGAACGCGCUGUGUUACGCGGAGCUAGCAUCACGGUUUCCUGCAGUAGUCGGAGGCGCGUAUUUGUACGCGUAUACGGCGUUCAAUGAAAUCACAGCUUUUCUUGUCUUCAUGCAAUUAAUGUUGGAUUACCAUAUCGGAGCGGCCAGUAUUGCUCGUAGCUUAGCGAGCUACGUGGUUUCGAUUUUCGAGCUUAUCCCUGCUUUAAAAGGAAACAUACCGGCUUGGAUUGGCCACGGUGGUCAAGAAUUCUUUGGAGGAACUUUGUCUAUUAAUGUUUUGGCUCCGAUUCUUCUUGCCCUUUUGACAGUUAUUCUCUGUCGGGGUGUUAAAGAAUCUUCUGCUGUUAAUUCUUUCAUGACUGCAACAAAGGUUGUCAUUGUUAUUUUUGUCAUCAUUGUUGGUGCUUUCAAAGUUGAUUUAGACAAUUGGUCUCCUUUUGCUCCCAAUGGUUUUAAAGAAAUAUUGACAGGAGCUACUGUAGUAUUCUUUGCGUAUGUUGGAUUUGAUGCGGUUGCUAAUUCUGCUGAAGAAUCAAAGAGGCCUCAGCGGGAUUUGCCAAUAGGAAUCGUGGGAAGUCUGCUUAUAUGUAUUGCAUUAUACAUUGGUGUUUGCUUGGUGAUCACUGGGAUGGUACCUUACAAUCUCCUGGGAGAAGAUGCUCCUUUAGUUGAAGCUUUUACUUCCAAGGGUUUGAAAUAUGUUUCCAUUUUAAUCAGCAUUGGAGCUGUUGCUGGGCUUACAACAACCCUUCUAGUUGGUCUUUAUGUCCAGUCUCGGUUAUAUCUUGGGCUUGGAAGGGAUGGCUUACUGCCUUCAAUAUUUGCUAAAGUGCAUCCAAACCGCCACACACCUAUUCAUUCUCAAAUCUGGGUUGGUAUCGUUGCUGCUGUUUUGGGAGGACUAUUUAACGUGCAUGUCCUAUCACACAUUCUUUCAGUUGGCUCACUGACAGGCUAUUCUGUAGUUGCAGCAUGUGUUGUAACUCUUCGCUGGAAAAAUAAGACAGGAAAUCAAGUUUCUUCAAAAUGCAUAUCAAACUGGUGUGAAGGUGUCAUAUACAUUGUCAUAGUGGCAUGCUGUGGUUUUGCUACUGGACUUCUUUAUCGUUUCGGUGCUUCCUUUAUUUUUAUGAUUGUUGCAGUGGUGAUAGCCAUAAUUGCUUGUGCUGCUCUUUAUUGCCGUCAGGCUUAUUCAGAUCCUCCAGGGUUCUCUUGUCCCGGUGUUCCCAUUGUGCCAUCUGUUUGUAUCUUUUUCAACAUCUUCCUGUUUGCUCAGUUGCACUAUGAAGCAUGGAUCAGAUUCGUCAUCCUCAGCGUAGUAUCUGUCGGUAUUUAUGCAUUUUAUGGACAGUAUCAUGCUAAUCCAAGUUCAGAUGAGACAAUUAUUUACCAUAUGGUACCUGAUGAAGAUGCGCGCUAAUUACAUGUUUACCUGCCUGUGCUUCUUGGUACGUCUUGCAGUUUAUCAUCCUAUUGUUUUGCAUUGAUCUUGUUAUAAAAUCAUUUGUGAUCAUAUGUAACAUAAGACGCAUAAUAGUCGAAAUACUCUGGAUAAAGCCAAACACUUAGAGAAGCUGAACAAUAGGUUUGUAGAUAUCGAAUUCUCUUAGACAAUUAUUAGCUUCAUGCUGCCAUCUAAUAAAUAGAGAAUGUUGUUCCUGUGGUCUUUUCUGCA
Messenger RNA from Durio zibethinus, 2045 nucleotides. RefSeq names its product cationic amino acid transporter 9, chloroplastic-like. Gene Ontology annotation, molecular function: amino acid transmembrane transporter activity. The record is from RefSeq and is a predicted model, not a curated record. Gene Ontology annotation, biological process: amino acid transport; transmembrane transport. NCBI's taxonomy places the organism in Eukaryota, Viridiplantae, Streptophyta, Magnoliopsida, Malvales, Malvaceae. Gene Ontology annotation, cellular component: membrane.